CUUGAACAACAGCGUUCGACGUCAGUCCUGAGACUUCUUCUGCCAAAGGGACAAAGUAUAGAGAAAGAGCAGCAGCAGCAUGUCUGAUGUAGACGACGAGCUCGGAGAGGAAGAGGAGCAGGGGCCGUACAUUGGAGAGUACGAAGGUGAACGAAAUGAGAAGGACGAGCGACACGGAAUGGGCAAAACCAUCCUCCCUAACAAAGACCUGUACGAAGGUCACUACAUGAACGGCAAGAGAGACGGCUACGGGGUCUACAAGUUCAAGUCCAAGGAGGCCAAAGGCGCGCGAUACAUGGGCGAGUACUUCCAAGGGAAAAAACAGGGCUUUGGUCUGUUCAUCUACCCCGACGGCUCCCGCUACGAAGGCAACUGGGUGGACGACCUCAAGGACGGCACGGGCAAAUACACCUACAUCAACGGCGACACCUAUGAAGGCGACUGGAAGAAGGGACUGAGACACGGCAAAGGAACCUAUACGUACGCUCAGGACGGCUCCAAAUACACGGGAUCCUGGCGCAAGGGCAAAUGGGAAGGAUUCGGGGAGUACCAGUACGCAAACUUCAAAUACUGCGGCCGUUUCCGAGACAACAAG
This is a messenger RNA of Aplysia californica (California sea hare), 595 nucleotides long. Its product is annotated as radial spoke head 1 homolog. The record is from RefSeq and is a predicted model, not a curated record. NCBI's taxonomy places the organism in Eukaryota, Metazoa, Mollusca, Gastropoda, Aplysiida, Aplysiidae.